AUGUGUUUAAUUAAGAACUGUGACAUUAAUAAAUUGAAAGUAUGUGUGUCAAACGAUUGUUUCCGAAAAACUUCUUUAAGGCAAGGAACAACCCAACAUAAACUUUUUGAGUGCAUGUUAGAUGUUUAUCACGAAGAAGUUAGAAAAGAAAUAGAAAAUUCUCCUUUUGUUGCAGUGAUUGCCGAUGAAACGACAGACGUUGCUUGUGAAUUUCCAUUGGUUAUAGUUUUCAGAUAUUUGUGUAAAGGACGACCAGUUGAGAGAUUUUGGAGGUUUUACAUGCUCGAUGGACACGACGCCAAAUCAAUCGCUGAAUGCAUUUUAAACGUUUUACAUACAUUAUUAAAACACAGUCCAAAUAAAUUAAUUGCUCAAAGCUAUGACGGCGCGUCUAGCGCUGUUUUUCAAUCCCUUAACGGAUUAAAACAUUCCUCAGAAAUACAACAAAGGAAGAAAGACAGUGCUUUAGGUAUGUUGUCCGCAGAAAAACAUUUUGUAAAUGGUAUUGAAAAUUUUAAUAAUAAAGUAAUUGAAAACUUUGCAACCAAAAAAGAAAGAAGAAUGGACUUAAUUUAUCGGAAACUUUAA
Molecule: messenger RNA, 588 nt
Organism: Psylliodes chrysocephalus
Lineage: Eukaryota; Metazoa; Arthropoda; Insecta; Coleoptera; Chrysomelidae
Source: the annotation of a GenBank genome assembly